AUGGUCGGAGAAAGCUUCCCAGUUCUUCCAGCUUGGUUCUUCUACAUCUACCACGUCAUCGGUGGUUGGAUCAUUGGGCGUACCGUUACAUUUUGUCCACACCCGAUCCCAGUCCUGACUGUGGCCUUUGGUAUCCAGGGUCUGAUCGAACAUUAUGCUGACAAGUUCCCCACAGUUGCAAAGUUGAACGCACCAUUAACACUGGUGCUCCUGGGGUUCCUCGGCUAUUGGUUGUACACUCUGUUCGCCAUCAGCACAGCACCGCAUUGGGUUCUUUGGGCCGCCAUCGCCAUCUAUCUUGCCGUUGUGGGUAUCGCAAAGACUAUGGAGCUUGGAUUUCCGAAGGACACAGUUGAAGAGCAGGUUUCGGCCCUCAAGGACCCGAACUACAACUUUUGGCACUUUUGGCUCCACAACUUCUUCACGGCUUUCUUCCUCUUCCUGUCGGCCACUUGCCCAGGCGUCUUCCCGAAGGAUGCAUUGAUUGACUUUGGCGGGACGGCUCUUGCAGAGGUACGCGAACAAGAUACGGAGCUCCCCUCGGCACACAUGGUUGUGUUGUUCGGUGUAUGCCUCAUGUCCUUUGCCGUGGGCGUCGGGAUCGGAGGCCGAUGGUGCCUUCGGCGUGACGUCGCACAGGUCGAUGCCACUUCUCUUCUUGUGGCGUGA
Prorocentrum cordatum is the source of this 669-nucleotide messenger RNA. The record is from the annotation of a GenBank genome assembly. Lineage: Eukaryota; Dinophyceae; Prorocentrales; Prorocentraceae.